AUGAGAGCUGCACAGGUCUUUGGUUUGUUUGUAUGCUUCAUUUUAUUUGACUGGGUAAAACUUCAGUCAGAGGCCAGCCUCACAGCUGGCAGAGCACAGCCUGGGGAGAUGGUUGAUGUACAAUCUGAAUGCACAGAGAAGUGGCUAAUCUGCACUGAUGAUAAUUGGGGCUCUAAGUGCCCAUCUGGAUGCCGAAUGCAAAGGUUAAUAGAUGUUAAGAAUCAACAAAAUGAUGAGCGGAUACAAGAGAUGCAGCACAUGCUGAAGAACUAUUCCAAAAUGUUCGGGGGUACUGACAUUACUGUGGCCAAAGUUGUCAAUAGAAUCAGACAGUCUCUGGAUGGACUGGGAGAGUUUGGAGACACUUACUAUCAGUUAGUGGAUGAUAUGAAUAGCAAAUUGAUCAGCUUGCAGUACAAAAUCAAUAAUCAAAGUGUCAAAUUGAGGCUCCUGAAGAAGAGGGUACUAAAACAAUUUAGAAGUAUCACAGGAUUUGAGAUUGACAUUGCUCUCAAGAUGCGAUCUUGCAAAGGAUCUUGCAACAUGCCAUUUAUUUACAACAUCAACAGUGAACAUAAUGCCCAAAUGGAGAAAUCUGUCAACUCAUUGAAUAGCAUGAGGCUUGAUAGCAUCGUAUAUAAUAAACCAAUACACAAGCUCAGUUUAGUGAAGAAAUUUAAUGCAGUGACUGGCUUCAAAUCUGAUUUCAAUCUGAAAUAUCCCAAAUUCUGGGAAGAAGUGCCCGUGGGUUUAUUUAGCUUAAGUGAUGAUAGUCCUCCUACUUCUUUUGAUAUGAGUACUGGAUCUGCAAGUAAAGAUCUGAACGUUGACACAGAUAUCAUAGCAAAUGGUAAUGUAUCUGAUACUCUUAGUGGAAUCAACAGCACAAGAAGGGAAAAUACACUUUUAAACCAUGGGAUAAACAGUACAAGAAAUUCUAAUGCAUCCUUAACUCAUGUUCAUGCAGCUGUCAGCUCAGAGAAACAAUAUUUGACAAAAAGCUCUGUCAAAGGAAAUUUUUCAGGAAGUUCCAAUUUCACAGAACUAUUCCACUCCUUAAGUGGUUCUCAAUCUGUUUUGCAACAGAAUAUUAGCAAAAUCACUAACUCAGUGAAUUUUUCUAAUCCGUCAUUCCGAAGUUUAGAACAAAUUGGCCUUGAGAAAACAAUGUUGCCACAGGAGAGUAAGCAUGUUCCUGGUAAUUCAACAUACGUGAAGACUAGUGAUUUUAAUGAUUAUUCAGAUUCCAAGGAUGCUGACAGUUCUAAAUUAAUUGAAUCCAGGGAACAUGCCAUCUUCUCAACCAAAGAGGUGACAGAGUUCAAAGACAAUGCACCCUGUAUAGAAACCUGUAACAGCAACUACCAAUUCACUUACAUGGAGGAUUCAAAUACCAUGUAUCCUUCUGUGAACCGAAGCCUGUUCUUUGAUGAAGGAGUUGCAGAAUAUGUUCCUGAUGUACAUGUGCACAACCUUAAUGUGGAAACAAUGCACAAGAUUACGAAUUACAUUGGGAAAGAUUGUGAUGAUAUCAUGCAAAAACAUGCAAAGGGCCAUGAAAAUGGCUUGUUUAAGAUAAAACCCACUGGAUGUCCUGAUAUUCUGACAGUUUACUGUGAUCAGAGCACUGGUGUUGGUGGUUGGAUGUUGGUUCAGCAGCGAAUGGAUGAAUCAGAAAAUUUCAACCGGUCCUGGGAUGAGUACAGAAGGGGAUUUGGUAGCCUUGAUGAUCAAGGUGAAGGCAAUAUCUGGCUAGGGAAUGACAUCCUUCACAUCCUCACACAAAAGGAAACUUUCCUUCGUAUCGAGCUGGAGGACUGGUCUGGAAAUAAGAAGCAUGCCGAGUAUAUUGCAAAUAUAAGCUCUGAAUCAGAAAACUACAUGUUGAAUAUAACCAGUUAUACUGGGGAUGCUGGGGAUGCAUUAAUAACAGGGUUAGCAGUGGAUGGGGCAUAUAUUUCCCAUGUAAACAUGAAAUUCAGUACUUUUGACCGAGAUAAUGAUAAAUGGGAGGAGAAUUGUGCCCAGUUUUAUGGAGGAGGUUGGUGGUAUAAUAAUUGUCAGGCAGCUAAUCUAAAUGGGAUCUAUUACCAUGGAGGACCAUAUGAUCCUCGUGAUAAUGUGCCCUAUGAAAUAGAGAAUGGAGUAGUCUGGGCCCCUUUUAAGGGUAUUGACUACUCUCUUAAAGUGGUGAAGAUGAAAAUUCGACCAGAUACUUCAGUUUAG
Molecule: messenger RNA, 2226 nt
Organism: Hypanus sabinus (Atlantic stingray)
Lineage: Eukaryota; Metazoa; Chordata; Chondrichthyes; Myliobatiformes; Dasyatidae
Gene: fga
Product: fibrinogen alpha chain
Exons: 7
Coding region: 1-2226 (741 amino acids)
Biological process (GO): platelet activation; protein polymerization; blood coagulation
Cellular component (GO): fibrinogen complex
Molecular function (GO): signaling receptor binding
Source: RefSeq, a predicted model, not a curated record